Camarhynchus parvulus is the source of this 5914-nucleotide messenger RNA. RefSeq names its product zinc finger CCCH-type containing 11A (gene ZC3H11A). Lineage: Eukaryota; Metazoa; Chordata; Aves; Passeriformes; Thraupidae. The record is from RefSeq and is a predicted model, not a curated record. Gene Ontology annotation, molecular function: metal ion binding.
CCAUCUUUGAGCCGGGCACCGGGGACACGGCGGCGGCAGCGGCGGCCCCGGCGGAGCGCGGAGAUAGCGACACGGCGGCCCCCGGGGGCUCGGUAAAACUCCCUGAGCGACCGUAAAUAGAACGCUUCGGAGCCCCGCAGCGGCUGGUGGGAGAUGGGGAGGAACAGGCGAGGGGGUGGUGCUGGCUCAACCCCGGCUCCUCCGCAAGGCCGCGCGGCCCCCGCGCUGUCCCCACAGCGGGAGGGGAACGCUGAGGGGCGAGGUGGAAUUAGAGGGGAAUAAAGCCGGCAUUAUAUGGGAAUAAAACCGGGAUUAUGUGGGAAUAAAGCCGGGGUGAGGUGGGUUUUGUACCCCCGGGGUUUUGGGGAGGGGGAGCUGCGUGCCCGGGGUAGGCCCGAGGCCUUUCCUUAGCGCUCGUCCCCUCUCCAAACUGGCGAUCCCGGCUCAGGUGUUUUCUAAAUCUCCUCAUUUUUCACGUCAAACCUCCUUUUUUUCCUGUUGUAGCAACGCGUCUGAGGGGCAUUUCUAACGUAGUCACCUCAUUCCCUAAAGGAACUUCAGGAGCUGAGUAACUCUGGAUGCAGCCGGGCUGAAUUCCGCCCGGAGGUUGUUAAAAACAACGCGAAUCCGUGAAUUUUUGGUGUGUUUUUCUUAUUUUUUAAAGGUUAUUCCUCCCGGAGGUUGUUUAAAAACAACGCGAAUCCUUGAAUUUUUGGGGUGUUUUUCUUGUUUUUUAAGGGUUCUGCUUUCUGACGUCGAUUUUUGUUAUGGAAACGCCAAAAAGAAAAUUUUUUGUUGUCGUUGUUGUUGAAGGGAUCAGAGCCUCCAGGUUAUUCCCAGAAUUGCACUCAGGGUCGCAUUUCCUAAAUAAAUAAAACCCGGCUUUAUUUGGCUGUAAAAAAUAAAAAAUAAAUAAAAAGGAAUAAAGGAUUUUGGGGUUGAAUUUGGGCACAGCUGAAGCAGAGCAGGAGGAGUUUUCCAGGAAAAAACUUCCUGGUGGUGUCAUUUCCCAGCUCUAAUGACAUUUUUCCAAGGUGAAAAAUCGAAUCUUUUUGGGAAAAUCGAUUUUUUUUGAGAUUUAAGAUUCUUGUGAGGGGGAGAAAUUGUCACAGGAAAUUGCUGCCAGGCCUUGGGGUUGAGCUCAGAAAUACAAAAAAAAAAAAAAAAAAUUUGCUUUAAUUAUUCCUGUUUUAUUCAAGAGUGGAUGGAGCAGCUUCCCUUGGUUUGGGGUUGAUUCCUGAGGAGGAAAAGCUGAAAGGGAGAGAAAAAAUGGAGAAAAAAUGGCUAAAAAGGGGUUAAAAUGUGGAAUUCCUGGUGCUUUUCCUUCUUUGUCACCUGAUAAACAGGAAGUGAAUCAUCCAAGGAAUUUAAGGCACAAAGGAAGCAGCAGGAGAAGCUUUUCCAGGGAAAUUUUGGGGUUUGAAAUCCAAGAAUUCCUCACAGGGAGGUGCAGGAAAACUUCUUUAUUUUCCCUUUAAAAAUAGAAAAGUUGUGUUGGUUUUUUGGCCUGCUUUUUGCUGACCCUCAGCUGCUGCAUUUUUGAUUUUUUUAUAAAUAAUUGGAAAAAAAAAUAUUUGACCACAAAAAUUUUCAUUAAUUUCAUGAAAAUUUUCACGAAUUCUGGACAAAAAAGUGUUUAAAAUUCUCAUUAACUUGAAUUCAUUCAAGACCUGCUGAGUGCACCAGAGUUACUCAUUUUUAUUCAGAUUCUUUUUUAUUUACCAGUUGAAAAUUCCACCAAAAAAAAGGUUUUUAAUGAACCUUUUUAAUUAUUAAAUCACCGUGAUGAAGUUUAGACCUUGGAGGGGUUUUUGGGGGGGGAGGUUUGGUUGAUUCUUUUUGUGUUGUUGCUGUUUAUUUUCCAAGGUUUUAUUCUAAUUCUUUAACCAAGAUUCAGACUGAACUGAAAUAUGGAAAAAAAAAAAAAAAAAAAAAAAAAGAUUUAUUUUCUAAAGGAAUUCAAUCUGAAGGGAUUUUCUUUCCCCCCUGCGUGGUGGAUGUAGAAAUGUUGCAUUUUUAGGUGUGGAAAAUACCUGAGGAGAGGAAAUUCCACCUUCCAGCCUGGGAAUUCCUCCUGCUCUGGGUUGGAAUUCCUGCUUUUCUCACCCCUCACUCCCAGGAUUUCUUUGGUGGCUUCAGCAAACAGAAGAAUUCAGGCUUGAAAUUUGAUUUUUAACUCCCAAGAGCAUUGGGGAAAACACCUGGGAAAACUUGAACUUCUACCAGAAGGAGCUCCAGGAGUUUUUAGGUGUAAAUUCCCUGGAAAAUCCAUGAGCUAAAAUCUGAUUUUGAAGCUCCAAAAAUGAAUUUAACCCCGUGGAGAUGGAAGAACAGGAGGGAACCCUGCACUUAAAUCCUGUUUUGUUUUUAUUCUCUUUGUCAAACAGUCAAAAAAAAAAGAAAAAAAAAACCACAAUAAUUAAUGUGAGAACCCAACUUUUCCUCUCUUUAUUUUAGAUUUGGGAAAAUUCCCUGGCCAAAAAAAAAAAAAAAAUCGUGGAAAAUUCACAAAAUUUACUUUGUGAGAGGGGAACUGCAUGGCUGGGAAGAUCAAAGCCUGUGCUCAACGUGGCCAGGGUUACUUUUAAAAAGAAGCUGUCAGAGCUAAGCCAGGAGAAGCCUUUGAGAAGCCAAUUCCUGCCCAGGCUGGAGGAGGGAGAGCCCUGGGAGGAGCAAACCCUGAGUAGUGAGUGAGGAUCCCUGCAGCAUGUCCAGCCAGGGGGAUGACUGCUACUUCUACUUCUACUCCACCUGCAACAAGGGAGAUUCCUGUUCCUUCCGGCACUGCGAGGCCGCCCUGGGCAGUGAGACCGUCUGCACCCUGUGGCAGGAGGGCCGGUGCUUCAGGAAUGUCUGCAGGUUCAGGCACAUGGAAAUCGAUAAAAAGCGGAGUGAGAUCGCCUGUUACUGGGAGAACCAGCCCGGGGGCUGCCAGAAGCACAACUGUGCAUUCCACCACACCAAGGGCAGAUAUGUGGACGGGCUCUUCCUUCCCCCAAGCAAAACCACUCUUCCAAGCCCCCCUGAGGCUGCAGAGGACGAGGUGAAGAUGGUGCAGCUGCAGCAGAACAAACUGUCCGUUCAGUCCAACCCCUCCCCACAGCUCAGGGGGGUGAUGAAAGUGGAGAACUCUGAGAAUGUCCCCAGUCCCACCCAUCCCCCAGUGGUCAUCAAUGCUGCAGAUGAUGAUGAAGAUGAUGAUGACCAGCUUUCUGAAGAAGGAGAAGAAACCAAAACCCCAGUGCAGCCCCCACCCACAGAGAGCCACAAUGGCCUGAGGGUGAUUUCCACAAGGAAAUCCAAUCCCAGUGCAAAGCAAGAUGACAACUUAAAUUUUGGAAUAAAAACCUUGGAAGAGAUCAAACUGAAGAAACUCAAGGAAAAAGCCAAAAAACAAGGUGAAGGUCCUUCAGGAGUGGCUGUGGAUCCUCUCCAAGCCCGGAGCAUUCCUGUGCCAGAGAAAGAAAAUGUCAGGACUGUGCUGAGAACUGUGACUCUCUCCUCCAAGGAAGGGGAGGAGCCUGUGAUCCAGCUGAAUCUUCCUGACAGACUGGGGAAAAGGAAAACCCUCAUGGGUGGGAAAACUUUCCUUCCCCUGAGGAGGAACGUUGCUGACAGGCUGGGGAGGAAGGCAGAGCUGCAGGAAAACUCUGAAAAGGCCCCAAAAAGAGGCACAGUUCAAGUCCUGAAGUCCCUGAAGGAGAGGCUGGGGCUGCCCUCUGAGCAGAGCAGCACUGAGACAGACAAAGCUGCCAAGCCCAUCGAGGAGAUCAGAGUGAAAACCCUGGAGGAAAUCCGCCUGGAAAGAGCUAACCAGAGGAGAGGAGAACCCCCAGCCAAAAUCCCAGGAGAAGGAAGGAAAACUGAAGAUCCAAAUUUAGGAGCAAAACCCUCCCCUGCUGCCCGCAGCAAAUCCCUGAUGGGAGCCCUGGUGGAAAAAAACCACAAAAGGUUGGGAGAGGAGAAGGAAAAACCCGAGGAAUUCAGCAGCAGGGCCAAAAAUGAGGCAGAUGCCAGGAAACAGAACAUUCCUGCUCCAGCUGGGGCAGGCAGGGUGCAGCUGGCAGAGCCUGGGAGAGCCAAAGGAGCUGGAGAAGUUCGGAUCAAAACCCUGGAGGAGAUCAAGAGGGAGAAGGCGCUGAGGCUGCAGCAGAGCGGGGAGAACGUUCCUGCUGGCCCUGCCCAGCCUGAGGCUGCCCUGAGGGGCAGGAAACUGCUGAGGGUCACCAAGCUCCUGGCACCUGGAAGAGAAGAAAAAAUGAUCGUGGAGCUGAACAAACCUUCCCCCAAAAGUGGCUCUGGCCCUGCUGAGAAUUCAGGGAAUUCUGGAAUUCAGGUGAAGAGCCUGGAGGAAAUCAUGUGGGAGAAACGGCAGCAGAAACAGCGGCAGGAGGAGAAACUGCAGCAGGGAGCUGGGGCAAUUCCAGCUGAAAACCAGGAAAAAAACCAGGAUAAAAACCAGGAAAAAACCCCAGGAUCAGGGAGCCCCGAGGCUGCUGUGGGGUCAGCCCAGCUGGGCAGGAGGAGAGGAGGAAAGUCCCCCGAGGAUGGAGGGGGAACCGCAGAGAAGGAGCCGGGGAAAAAGGGAGCUCAGCUGCCCGAGAGGAGAGGCAGAGCCAAAUCCAGGGUGUGCCUGAAGCCUCUGGAUGCCAAAGCCCCUCCCAAGCAGCCCCUGAAGAGGAAGGGCCCCGAGGGCCACCCCCCUGCUGUGGUGGCAGUGAAGCCACUCAGUGCCACCAGCGGGGACACCCAGGAGCCCCCAGCCAAGGUUGUUCCCCCUUCUUCAGAGGACAGCCUGGACUCCAACCCUCGGAGGGAGAAUUCCCAGAGCAGCCCUGAGCUGCAGCCUGGCACCCAGGGGGAUUCCCUGGCACAGUCAGAGGUGUCUGGAUCUUCCUCCUCAUCCACAUCCUCCUCCUCCUCCUCGCUGGAGGCUCCCCUGAAGCUGCGGCGCCUGAGCUCGGCCGGCGGCGCCAAGGCCGCGCUCUCGGUGGAGGACGACUUUGAGAAACUCAUCUGGGAGAUCUCUGGGGGGAAACUGGAGGCAGAAAUCGACCUGGAUCCAGGCAAGGAUGAGGAUGAUCUCCUGCUGGAACUGUCUGAGAUGAUUGACAGCUGAGAGGGGAGGUUUUUUUUGGAAAAAAAAAUGGGGAAAAAAGACACGACACCAAAAAAAAAAAAAAACCCCGAAAAAGCAAAAUUUUCUCCUCACCUCCCACAAAAAUCUUGUAAAUGUUGUUGGAUCCGUGGAGGAGACCCUGCCCCAGCUGGAAGCACAGUUGGAUUGUUAGGAUUAGGCAGGGUCUGCUCUCAGUUAUCCCAAAAUUCCGGGCUGAGUUUGUCCCCCCACGGGACAGGACAGAGCACUUGGAACGCCCUGAGGGGCCACAGAUCCCAUCUCCAGAGCUCCCUCCUGGACAGAAAAUCCCCAAAAAAAAAAAUCCCUGGAGUUACUGUGUCAGCUCUGGGAGCCACGGAUGGACUCGCAUUUGGGGGGAAUUCAGGGAAAAGAGGCAAAAUCUGAGGCAGGAUUUUGGACCAAAGCCUGCCAGGGUGAGCCUGGCUCGGGGUUAUCUGGGGGAUUUUUUCCAUGGGGGAAGGCAGAAUUCCUCCUGGGAUUUGGGAAAAGGAGCAUUGCUUCAAGUGCCUCUGGGUUCUGAGGAUUUCUCCCUGCAAUGAACCUCCCACAUCCAGCUGGGAUCAUUUUGGGAGAGAAAAAAGAAAAGCACCUGGAAUGUUCCCUCUUGGCUGCUUCCCUCUUUUCCAGCCCUUUGGAGAUGGGAUUGAGUGAAAUCCCCGUGGGGUUUUUGAUUUUUUUUUCAUUUUGUUUUGGGAUUUGUUUUUUGUUUUUCUGUAAAUAUUUUAUUCUUCCAUUUUAUAUUUGUAUGAUUCUAUUUAAGGGAUUAAAGGUAGG